Messenger RNA from Fragaria vesca subsp. vesca, 738 nucleotides. RefSeq lists its product as uncharacterized. Gene Ontology annotation, molecular function: 2 iron, 2 sulfur cluster binding. The record is from RefSeq and is a predicted model, not a curated record. Gene Ontology annotation, cellular component: chloroplast thylakoid membrane. The coding region runs from base 52 to 651 and encodes 199 amino acids. Lineage: Eukaryota; Viridiplantae; Streptophyta; Magnoliopsida; Rosales; Rosaceae. Gene Ontology annotation, biological process: P450-containing electron transport chain. The transcript is spliced from 6 exons.
CAACUAUAUAUCCUACCUGCAACUAUAUUUUUGUUCUUUCCAAAUAUCAAAAUGGGUACUCUCCAGUUGAGCUCUUGUGGUUCAUCAUUUUGCUCACCCAUCCCUUCCAACCUGAUUAGUCACAACAUUACCACCUCCCAUUCAACUCCCAGCUCACUCACUUUCUCCAGAGGGAAAAUCAGAGCUGUUACCACAGUCCCAAAUAGUAGUGAACCUGCACAAGCCAUUGAACCAGAACAGGAACCCCCUCUGGUUGAUUUUGCAUUUGUUAGCUCUGUGUUGCUACCUGAUCAAACUCCGGAUGUGCAUCUUCGUCAAGCAUGUGGAGGACAGAAGCUUAGGAAUAUAAUGUUGGAUGGAAAUAUUGAAUUGUAUGGACCAUAUGCUAGACCUCUGCUGAAUUGUGCUGGAGGAGGAACCUGUGGAACAUGUAUGGUGGAGGUUAUUAAAGGAAAGGAGCUCUUAACACCUAGGACAGACAAAGAAAAGGAACACCUUCAAAAGAAACCAAAGAACUGGAGACUUGCUUGCCAAACCACAGUAGGGAAACCUGACUCCAGAGGGCUGGUUGUUGUUCAACAACUACCUGAAUGGAAAGCACAUGAAUGGAAGUAUGAGAAUGUCCUAGUGAACCCUUCACAGUCCUCUUAAGACUUUGCUCUAAUUUUCCCCUACCAUUGUAAAUUUUUAGAUGAAGAGAAUAUUAAAUUUCUAAAUUAUCUUUUUUCUUUUUCUGAA